AUAUUUAAUUAAGGGGUGAUAAAUAUGGCUGAGAAAAUACCUAAAAUAGGUAGCAGAGUUGAAAUUGUGGGUAAAGAUGUUAAAGGUAAAGUUGCAUUUGUUGGUAACACAAACUUUUCUUCUGGGAAGUGGUUUGGAGUUAUAUUAGAUGAACCAAAAGGAAAAAAUAAUGGUUGUGUUCAGGGCAAAGCUUAUUUCACUUGUCCCGAUAAUUAUGGGAUAUUUGUUCGUCAGACUCAACUUCUAGUUCUUGAUGAGGACAUUGGAAGUAAGGGUAGGGCAUCGUCAUCACCAUCAACUGGUUCUAUGGAAAACAUAUCAUCAGUAAAAGAGGCUCCAGAAAAACGACGAAAAUCUUCUUUCACUACAAAUAUUCCUAAAUUUCCUACUGAUAAAGGAGCAAAAGAUGCAGCAAAUAUGGCUGAAGCACCUUCUCAUGGUUCUUCAUCUAGUUCAUUAAAAAGUUCGAUGAUUGAAGAGAAUGCAUCAGAGAAUUCUGCUGACAUUUUAUCUAUCAAAAAUGCUGCUAGUACACUAGAAUUCAAAGGUUUACUUCUCCAGAAAGAUCAAGAAAUUGAUAGUCUUAAAAAUGAAAUCAAAGAUCUGAAUGAAAAAAUUGAAACUUUGAAAAUCAAGCGCCUUGAAGACCAGUCUAAAAUAAAAGAAGCUGAGAAAACAAAAAUUCAGGUGCAGCAGCUUCUGGAAUAUAAGGCAAAAAUAACGGAAGUACAGGCUGAUCUUCAGAGGCAACUAACGCAAGCAAAAAAAGAAGCGAAAGAUGCAAUUGAAGCAAAAGAACAACAUGCAGAAGAAAUGUCAGAUUUAGCUGAAGCUAUGGAAUUAGCAACAUUAGAUAAAGAAAUGGCCGAAGAAAAAUGUGAAACUCUGCAAGCAGAAUUGGAACAAACUAAAGAAAAACUUGAAGAAUUGCAAAUAGAUUAUGAAAUUUUAAAAACUGAAAUGUCGGAUAAAGGAGGUGAUGGAACUGCAACAUUGUAUCAAGUGAAACAAUUAGAGCAGCAGAAUGAGAGAUUGAAGGAAGCUCUUGUUAAAAUGAGAGAUUUAUCUGCUCAUGAAAAGCAAGAAUAUCAAAGAACUCAGAAAGAACUUGAUCAAGCAAAAUCAGAGAUUAGCGAACUUAGUCGUGCUAAGGAAAAAUUAAGUCUGUUAGUUGAUGAUUAUGAAAAACAACUUGGUGAGUUGAAAGAACAAGUUGAUGCAGCCCUUGGAUCUGAAGAAAUGAUUGAACUUUUAACUGAGAGAAAUUUGGCAUUAGAAGACAGAGUGCGAGAGCUUCAAGUUCUAGUUGAUGAUUUGGAACGAUUACAGGAUGUUAAUGAUCAGUUACAAGAAACAGCUAAGGAAACUGAACUAGAACUUCGUGAAGAAGUUGAUAUGUUAAAUGCUAAAAUUAUUGAAGGUCAAAGGAAAUUAGAAGCUACUCAGGAAGCAAUUGCAGAUUAUGAGCAAACUAUUCAAAAGUUCCGUGAUCAGACAGAGCAGCUGCGAGAGACUAAUCAUGAACUUCAAAUGCAAUUGCAGAAGGAAUCUGAUAGAGUUGCUAUGUCUAAACCAGUUGAGUAUUUUGAUUUUAAGGUCAAAUAUGCAGAAACGAAAGCUUUUGCUCGAGCUGUAGAAAUGGAUUUGAGAAGGUUAGAAGUGCAAGAAGCUACUCAGCAUGUCAACUAUUUAUGUGCUUUCAUGCCUGAUAAUUUCCUCUGCCGUGGUUCUGAUCAUGAUGCAAUUUUAGUGCUUUUGCUUAUUCCUAGAAUGAUAACAAAAGCUGAAAUUUUAUCAUCACAAAUAAAAGAAAAAUUCCCUUGUCCUGAAGAAAUAUCUAAAGAUACUGUACUUAAGAGUCAUAAAAUUGAUCAGUAUUCAUUUGCCAAUCGUUUAUUAUAUCAGCUCUACUUUUUACAGUCACUUUUGCAUCAGUAUUCUAGUGCUCUUAACCAUUGCAACGUGGAAUUAUUUAUGAAGAUUGGCACACUGUAUAUGGAAAUGGCUGUACAAGAAAAAGCUCUCGAUUUUUAUAUUGAUUUAUUAAGAAAAGAUCAGUUGGAUGAAAAUGUUAACCUUGAUGCUCUAAUUAAAUCUGUUAUGUAUUUCUAUAAUCUUUAUAGUGUGCAUUUAUCUUCAGAGACUGUUGAUUGUACUUCACUUAUGGCAGAUCACAUGAAACUAAUCGGAGCUGCUUGUGAAUCUAUUCAUACUGAUAUUUCUUCAGUAAAAGUUCUGUUGGACAAUUCUGGUGAAAGUAGUGAAUUUGGAAUUUUACUAAGAGAUGUUUGUACGUAUUCAGACGACGUGCGUCAGUUUGUGAAAAAAAUUCGAAGACGACUGCCUGCAGAUAACAGUACAUCUGUUUUGCAUUUUCCUGCUGAAAUUUUAGAACAACUCAAUCAUUGUAGAGAAAAUAUUGGACAAGUCAUGACAGCUGCCUUCUAUUUAAGAAAAUCUGCUGUGCAACAAACUUCCAUGUCAGGGGAUGCUGUCCAUGUUAGUAUGGAAAAGAUAAAAGAACUUGCUCAUGAAUCUACUGACAAAGCUUAUGGCAAGGAUGACAGUGGGCCGGAAUGUAUGCGUCAAUCAAUGAAUACUCUUAUGACAUACAUGAAUAAAUUGUCAAGUGCUAUGCAAGAAGGUGAAUAUGAAAUUGAUCGUUCGAGUGUUGAAAAAGGAAACCCGCCUGUUUAUCUGCGGGCACAAGCCAUUAAAGAAGAAGCAAGAGAUUUAGAAAAUUUAAAAUUCAAGUUGGAGGCUCGAGAGGGUGAUAUUUUUGAGCUGAAGAAAGCUCUUAAAAUGAAGAGUGAUGAGUUAAGCGAGAUGCAUGUUCGAAAAGAAAUGGCAGAAAAGAAAUUAGAAAUAGCAACAAAAGACAGUGAUGAGAGAGUUGAACGUAUUCAGAGACAGCUAGAUGAAGCAAAAAUGCUUCUUAAGAAAAAAGAAAAGGAAUUUGAAGAAACUCUUGAUCAUCUGCAAGCAGAUAUUGAUGCUUUAGAAACAGAAAGAGGGGAACUGAAAGACAAAAUUAAAUUAAUUUCUAAAAAGGUUAUACUAGAAGGUUUAUCAAAAACUACAUCUUUAGCUAACUUGGUUGCUUCUCCUACAAGUCCUACAGUACCAGGUUCAGCACCAUCAAAUAUUGUUAUGUCUCGUGAUAGCUCCUUGUUAUCGCAGCAAGUCCAAGAUCUGCAGUUAACGGUGAAGCAUUUAAAGAACGAAAAUAUAAGAUUGCAAACUGCUCGCAUGUUGAAGCAACUGGAAAACUUACCAUCUCUGAAAACUCCUACUAAACCUAUAGGUUUUGCAAGUACAACUGGAUUUAUGAAUAUGGUAGAGCUUUCUGAAGCAGACAGCACACCAUCAGAAAACAUUGUUGCAUUGUCAAAGAAGUCAAAAGACCUUUUAGGAAAAGCACAGAAUUUGUGUUGUCCUCUGGUAGUAGAUAUUAGUCAUCGUAAACCAGGUACACAACCAACGAUUGAUAAAAUGGCAGCUAAAUAUCACCUUGUUGAAUCUGCAUCAAAACUGAAAAUUCUACAGAAUGAAGCAGAAAAAUUAAAGGUAGAAAUAGCUAACUUAAAAGCUGCCCAGAAACAGGGCACACAAAUAAAUGCAGACUUUUCUGCAUUUCCAAUACCAACAUUUUCAAAGGUUUCUCCAGAUAAUAAGCAACUAGUUGCAAGAAUUGCCAUUCCUCAGAAAUGCAGUUCUGGUGAGAAAAUAGUUAUUCCUCUCAUGCUCAGUAACAUGAGCACAUUAAAUCAUCUGCAUUCUACAGUUAUAUCCUGAUAUGCUUAAGGUGCCUUAGACAAAGUGUGCUUCAGUAACAAGAAACAGCUUUGCUAAUUUAUAAAAUUUGUCAAACUAUUUAUUAAUUUAUUUUUGCUUUUAAAUUUCAUGUUAGCAAUAUAGUGGCUAAAUAAAAAAAAAAAAAAGUGCAAUUUCCAUAAUGGCCCCAUGUAAAGGUUAAUUUUCCGUAUGGAUAUUGCAUGUGCCCUAUCACAGUGUGAAAAAUCAAAAGUAUAAUUGCUUCAGAGCUUCCUGUAGUAAUUUGUACUACCAACUGUUUUGAACUCCAUUAAUUAACAUUUUUAAAAUAUACUUUAAGCAUUUGUUGUGAUUGUUAUUGUAGCAGUAGCAUUACAAAUUAUUAAUUAUUCUGUUUAAUCAAACUUGUUUAGAAUGCCAAAAAUCAGAAUAUCAUUCAAGGAACAUUGAAAAACAAAAUCUAUUAUUAUACCUAAGAUGAUUUUAUAAGUUGUAUUACUAAUUAAGAAAGAAAUGUUCUUAUUAAUUUAAAUAAAAUUUGAUGAUAUUAGUCUGUAUUUCUAGUAAUUUUUUACUUCUUCAGUGAGUGACAAAUUAAAUCAUUGAAAUAUAAAUAAUUAAAAAGAUAUAACUGCUUAAUAACUAUAGAAAUAUAGCUUUUUUAAUUGAAAGUAAACUAUCAUCUCAGCAUCUGACUGAAAAAUAUUCUUUUGGGAAAAUUCUUUUAAACACAAUUAGAUUAGAAUAUUAUAUUUUAGAAAAAGAUAGUGCUUAUUUCUGAAAUGAAAUAAAUAAAUCUGAACAAAAGAGAAAAUUUAUUGAAUGAAAAUUUGAAAUUUAAAGGAGCAGCUUUCACUGAUUUAUUUUAUGAUUUACCAUUUUUGUUUAUGAGUGGCUUACCAUGAUAACAUAUCUCAAGUCUUGUAAAUUGUAUUAAGUGCAGCAUUGUAAAAGGAGACAAUAAGGCCAAGAACUGCUAGAGAGGUAUAUGUGUCUUGGUUUGAGCCAGAUAGUCCUUUGUGAAGGUGAAAGGGCAAAUAUUUUAUAUUGUUGAAAGAUGCAAAAUCAUGAAAUUGAUGGAAACAUAAAAAAGUGUGAAAAGUGAAAAUACCCAAAGCAAGUCUGUUUUAAAUUUUUCAAAAUUAUAUGUAAUUUGCUAAUUUUAUCACAGUUUAGUAUGAAUUGUCUUAUCUGAAGGAAAUAUGAUAUAUUUAUAGUUUAUGAGAUUUAAGAAAAAAUCAUGAAAAGUUUUCUGUUCAAAAACUUUUAAUUAAACAAGUUUUCUGUAAUUUUCAAAAUUUUAUCUUUAUGUACAAAAUCAUAUUCCUAUCUGUAAUUCUCUUAUUAUUGUUCAGAUGUGAUUUUUGUGAUGAUGAUUUUUGUGCUGAAUGUAUCUGAAUUAUUUAAAAUUUUUAUUUAUAUCGAAAUAUGCUGUGUGAAUGUGAUUUGAGGGAAGAGAUUCAGAUUCAGAUGCAUUUUAAUUUAUUUAUUUUGGAUAUGAUGCAAUACAGACCGGUCUUAUUUUUUUUAUUUAUUUAUUUAUUUUUUUUUUCUUUAAUGGUUUUGAACAAAAAUAAUUUUUUAUGUAUGUUUAGUUAUCUGUAUAUGAUAAUAUAAUCCAAAAUCAUUUUCAAGUUAAAUCAUGAGACAGUAAGAUAUCAAGCUUUGAUAAAUCUUAAUAGAACAGUUUAUAAUCUAAUGAGCUAUUUAAUUACCAUAGAUUAACUAAGUAUUCUCACUUUAUUUUAUUCUAUGUAGAUACAGUCAAAAGUCGUUAAUUCAGACACCCAUAAAUCCGGACCUCAACGCUAAAAACUUUCUGCACAUGCGCCACGUUGGCACAUGCACACGUACGUUUUUACGCGUGAGCGUAAGACCUUGACUACUGCGCAUAUGCGUGUGCGCAAGUGCAGAAUACGUUUUCGCCUGCGCGUUUAAUGUAUAACAGACGGUGUAAGCUAAAAUUAUCUAAUUAUCUAUUUCACUUAAUGUUAA
Stegodyphus dumicola is the source of this 5769-nucleotide messenger RNA. It is a transcript of the gene DCTN1-p150, whose product is annotated as dynactin subunit 1. NCBI's taxonomy places the organism in Eukaryota, Metazoa, Arthropoda, Arachnida, Araneae, Eresidae. The record is from RefSeq and is a predicted model, not a curated record. Gene Ontology annotation, biological process: phosphorelay signal transduction system.